Messenger RNA from Peromyscus eremicus (cactus mouse), 2468 nucleotides. It is a transcript of the gene Rngtt, whose product is annotated as RNA guanylyltransferase and 5'-phosphatase. Gene Ontology annotation, biological process: protein dephosphorylation; 7-methylguanosine mRNA capping. Lineage: Eukaryota; Metazoa; Chordata; Mammalia; Rodentia; Cricetidae. The coding region runs from base 123 to 1916 and encodes 597 amino acids. The record is from RefSeq and is a predicted model, not a curated record. Gene Ontology annotation, molecular function: protein tyrosine/serine/threonine phosphatase activity; mRNA guanylyltransferase activity; mRNA 5'-triphosphate monophosphatase activity. The transcript is spliced from 16 exons.
GCCUCGGAGUCGAACCUGAAUGAAAGUGGCGCGCCGCUGAGGAGCCGGGUGGGGCAGCUGGCGCUGGCGUUCGGGCCACUGGCUCCAGAGCGGUCGGCUAGGUGGCGGUGUGCGGCGCAGACAUGGCUUACAACAAGAUCCCGCCGCGGUGGCUGAACUGUCCGCGGCGCGGCCAGCCGGUGGCAGGAAGAUUCUUACCUCUGAAGACAAUGCUGGGGCCAAGAUAUGAUAGUCAAGUUGCUGAAGAAAACCGGUUCCAUCCCAGUAUGCUCUCAAAUUAUCUAAAGAGUCUGAAGGUUAAAAUGAGCUUGUUGGUGGAUCUGACAAAUACUUCAAGGUUCUAUGAUAGAAAUGACAUAGAAAAAGAAGGAAUCAAGUAUAUCAAACUUCAGUGUAAAGGACAUGGUGAAUGCCCCACGACUGAGAAUACUGAGACAUUCAUUCGCCUGUGUGAGAGGUUUAAUGAAAGAAGCCCGCCUGAACUUAUAGGUGUUCACUGUACCCAUGGCUUCAACCGGACCGGUUUCCUCAUAUGUGCCUUUUUGGUGGAGAAGAUGGAUUGGAGUAUUGAAGCAGCAGUUGCUACGUUUGCCCAAGCCAGACCACCAGGAAUCUAUAAGGGUGAUUAUUUGAAGGAACUUUUUCGUCGCUAUGGUGAUAUAGAAGAAGCACCACCACCACCUGUCUUGCCAGAUUGGUGUUUUGAGGAUGAUGAUGAAGAUGAUGAGGAUGAAGAUGGAAAAAAGGACUCAGAACCAGGGUCAAGUACUUCCUUUGGUAAAAGGAGAAAAGAACGGUUAAAACUGGGUGCUAUUUUCUUGGAAGGUAUAACUGUUAAAGGUGUAACUCAAGUAACAACUCAACCAAAGUUAGGAGAAGUACAGCAGAAAUGUCAUCAGUUCUGUGGCUGGGAAGGGUCUGGGUUUCCUGGAGCACAGCCUGUUUCCAUGGACAAGCAAAAUAUUAGACUUUUAGAACAGAAGCCAUAUAAAGUAAGCUGGAAAGCAGAUGGUACUCGUUACAUGAUGUUGAUUGAUGGCACAAAUGAAGUUUUUAUGAUUGACAGAGAUAAUUCGGUGUUUCAUGUUUCAAACCUGGAAUUUCCAUUUCGUAAAGAUCUCCGCAUGCAUUUAUCAAAUACCCUUUUGGAUGGGGAAAUGAUCAUUGACAAAGUAAAUGGACAGGCUGUUCCAAGAUAUUUGAUAUAUGACAUAAUUAAAUUCAAUGCACAACCCGUUGGAGACUGUGAUUUUAAUAUUCGCCUGCAGUGUAUUGAACGUGAAAUCAUAAGUCCACGACAUGAAAAAAUGAAGACUGGGCUCAUUGACAAAACACAGGAACCAUUUAGUGUGAGACCUAAACAGUUUUUUGACAUCAAUAUUUCAAGAAAGCUCCUGGAAGGAAAUUUUGCCAAAGAAGUCAGCCAUGAGAUGGAUGGACUUAUUUUUCAGCCUAUUGGAAAAUACAAACCUGGUCGAUGUGAUGAUAUUUUGAAAUGGAAACCUCCCAGUCUGAACUCUGUGGAUUUUCGACUUAAGAUAACAAGAAUGGGAGGAGAAGGGUUGCUUCCACAGAAUGUUGGCCUUCUCUAUGUUGGAGGUUAUGAAAGACCCUUUGCACAAAUCAAGGUGACAAAAGAACUAAAACAGUACGACAACAAAAUUAUAGAAUGCAAAUUUGAGAACAACAGCUGGGUCUUUAUGAGACAGAGAAUAGACAAAAGUUUCCCAAAUGCCUACAACACAGCCAUGGCUGUGUGCAACAGCAUCUCGAACCCUGUCACCAAGGAGAUGCUGUUUGAGUUCAUUGACAGAUGUGCAGCAGCUGCCCAAGGACAGAAGCGAAAGUAUCCCCUGGACCCUGACACAGAGCUCAUGCCACCCCCACCUCCCAAGAGACUGCACCGGCCAACCUAGUCCCUGCCUCUGACCUCAUGCUCAAGAGGAAAGAAGAGUGAGAAGAAUGCUGUUGCCUCAUUUACACAGCCUGAGAAAUUAAAGAGACAAUUGUGGCUUGGUACUGACUCAUGUAGCCAACCUGUAUAUAUUUGGUACAUUUGGUUUCUCAGAAAUACAGUACAUCAUGGACCUAAAUAUUUUAUUUAUACCUGAUAAAUUCAGCCUUACCUUUUGGAGUCUGAAGAUUGAAAUAUCCAAAGGUUUAAAUCAAAUUGAAGUCAAUGAAAUAGAGGCCUUGUUUGUAUGUGAGUAGAUACCUUUACAUUUGAUUCAUAACUAACAAUCUGAAAUUGUGAGCUCAUUGAGUUUUUUAGAAGUUGGAUUUUAAGUUUUUCUCCUAAAAAUGUAGGCAGUGGCAUCAGAAAUUCUUGCUGUCACUUAUCAUGGAUUUCCUAUAUUUCUGAAUUUUCUAUAUUCUGAACAAUGACAAGGUCAAACAUUAUGCACAUUAAACAUUUUGGUCUGGCUAUACCAUUUUAAGUUUUUGUUUUUUGGUUUUUUUUGUGUGUG